ACCGAGCAUUGCAAUUUGGUAACUAACGACACGAUGACGUUGCUUCUGUGUAGAUAGGUUUUCUUUCCUCCAUUCCACAUUAAUUUUCCGUACUUGAUACGUCUUCGGUAGUUCAUUAGCGCAUCCAUGACCAAUAAAAGUUCGAUCAUGACACAAGGGCAGAAGAAUGUAGACGCGCCUCGUCUCGUUGCGUGCGUCGAGGACGCGCGUAAAGCAGGCGAAGGGCUACUGGAGGACUCUAGUUCAUACUCGAAGUGGACCAGCACGGAUUUUCUGGCGAAUUGUAGGACUUUUUCCAGCUGUACGCCAUCUUUCGAGGAUGCAUCACAGGUUUGGGCGUUUCUAGAGGAUAGCGCCAAGAGCGGCAGGCAUUGGCGGAAAAGACUGGCUGCGUCAUCGGAGACGAGCAAAAAGCCUGAGGAGCAAGCUCUGGGUAGCACAUCAACUACAAAGACUGGAGAUACUGUGCAAAAGCGUGGUGCCUCCAAGGUGUCCUCCAAUGCGGAAUACACGCCAAGUUCAUCUUCUGCUAGUCGUGCCAAGAAUCUAAAAGCGAAGUCAAAAAAGGCCGGUGCCCGUGGUACCAGUGUCACUGAAGAGGAAGCAGCUUUUUCUUUGCUCCGAAGUGACCCUGAGCUAGACGCGGUGUUAGAGCGAGAGGCUAAAAGGAGAAAGAAAGAUCAUGACUCGUCUGCCAAGACCGCUCUAGCGAAAAAAGAACGGCUUUUGCCUCUCGAUGGCGAGAGUGACGAAGACAGCGACGAGGAAGGCAAGGAGAAAUUAGCUGAUGAGCUUGCAGAUGAAAAGCUCCUAGGUAUAAGCAAGGGCGGAAAUAAGACUAAAACAUCUUCAAAAGAUAAUUCCAACAGUUCAAAACCUCGUUUUUUCGGUGAGAUGGCAGAUGAUGGUGAGGAUGAGCACGCAGCUGCUGCUCGCCGCACCAAGCGUUCCGUAGUUGAUGACGACUUUUUUUCACUCGCGGAGAUGCACAAGUUUGCUGAGGAGGGUGAGAAAGCGUGGGAGCGCAUGCAAAAGAGCGGCGACGAUGACGACUCAGCGGGCGAUGAUAUUUACAACGUCUUCUUCUCCAACGAUGUUGGCGAGGGAGACGACAUCAUGUUUGACGACUUUUUUGGUCCCGCUGACAAAGCAGCUGCACUUGAAAAUGUUGAUGGGGGUUCUUCGACUUCUGCCUCGACGAGACGACGAACUAGCGAAAGCAAGAACAAAGAGGCCGAGCGACAAACGAGCGGAAACGAUGCUGCUACGACACUAGCCGAAAAGAAGAAGGAGGCCCUGUUAGCAGAGAUUCGCAAAAAUGAGGCUGACUUUCUAGCAGAUGAAGAUGACGAAGAAGAAGAGGAAGAUGAAGUUGAUCUCUCAGCAGAAGAGGAUGACGAUGAUGAAAAGCAGGGUUCCAGGUCUACUGCUGAUGUGGAUGAAGAGGAUGACUCCGAAGAGGAAGACGAGCUCAUUAGAAUGCGACGCGAACGCAAAGCGAUGGACCAGGACCAAAACAAGACGAGCGAGAACGAAAAGAAGAAAGAGAAGAAAUCGUCUACCAAGAAUUCUACAACCUCUGACCACGACUCACAGGACCACGAAGCGGACGACGAUGAUGUUGCUGGAAUGGAUAGUGAAGACGAGGGUUCCUCUUCCUGUAGUUGGGAGAAGGACGACGAAGACGCGGGAAGGGCCCUGCCGUUUUCUGGUUUCGACUCGGAUGGUGAGGACUGCAACCUGUCGGAUUUGGACGAUCCUGAAGAGCGACAGCUGGAACUAGCGUUGAGGCAUGUGGGUCGCACGCCAGCCUACUAUGCGGGCGGAAAAGUCGAGGACGCGCCUGGCUCGGACGAAGAGACAGCCGAAGAGGACGAGGACGACCAGGCCUUUGGCAUGAAGGAUAUGGAGGAUGACGACGAAGAGUCCUCAGAGUAUGGCGCAGACUACAGAAACAAGAGCAAAAACGACGGUAGUGAAGAGGAAGAAGAAGAAGAAGAUGACGAAGAUGUGGAGGACAUCAACGCAGCAGCAGAUGCCGGCGACGACUUGCAACCUAGCGCUUCGUCAAACAAAACGAGCAAAACGGAGAGGAAAAAGACGGCGAAAGAAUCCUUGUUGGCUAAAGACCGACGCAUCCGGGAGAUGGAGGAGGAGGUAGAUCGCCUCGAACAAGAAGCUCUAUCGCAAAAGCAUUGGUCCUUGGGUGGUGAGGUCUCAGGCAAACAGCGUGACCGCAAUUCGCUACUGGAGCUGCAUCUCGAUCUCCCCAUGACGCACUUCCAAUCGAAACGUAUAUUAGAAAUUCUCUACUUUUUGAGUGCGUCCCUCAAAUGUUUGAAGAUUCUUUUAUCCCUCUGAAGACACUGAAUGCAAGUUGAUAUUCAUUAGGUCUUGAUGAUUUACCAGUUGUACCCUUUCUUGAUGUUUACUUUUUCAAUUGAAACCAACACCAAACCUUUACCUGAAACCAAACAAUAAGAGUUACAUUAUGCGCACUGUCUUCCUUUUUCCAUCUCGAUCUUAGGCACUUUGGACGCAGCCAUCGCCUCCGGACAGCAGGUUGACGAUGAGGAAAGCGACGAGGAAGGUAACAAGCCCCAAGCUUUCGAUAUUGAGCAGAUCACGCGACAACGUAUUGCCGAUAAUCUCUUCGAUGAUGUAGUCCGCAAAGCCGACACACGUCCUAGUGUUGCGAAGAAAAAAGGUGAAAACGAUGAAGAAGUCCUCAAUUUUGCGAAGUCGCGAGUGGGAUUAGGCGACAUCUAUGCACAACAGUACGAAGAGGAGGUCUUCGGGCAGGGUUCGAAACAAGACGAGAAGAUCUCCAGGGAAAAACAGAUCUGCAAGGAACUCUUCGGCAAGGUAAAAUUCUACUUCUGCCACGUAUUUACUAGAACAUGAACGCUUGUUUUUUGAUUGCUUAGGGAGUUUCUGGUUUUGAGUGUUCAUUUUUCUUCCUUUAGCUGAGCCACGUAUUUUAUCGGGCUAGCACUCACCUUCAUUUAUACUAUAAUAAACUUAAGAGUAAGUAGACAAAUGGUUUUUCUCCACACCUUAAACAGCUGAUGUACAAGUUGGACCAGCUGUGCAACGCGCACUUCACGCCGAAGCCGAUGACGAUCGCAGGGGCGUCUAGCAAUUCAGUGGCAAGUAUCCAGAUGGAGGAGGCGGUGCCUAUCGCAAUGUCCGCCUCGACACAAGCAGCACCCUCAGAGAUCAAGGCUGCAGACAAAUUGAAGGUGAUUAUACUUGUCAUAAUCUGAAUAUUUGUACUAGUUCUGUUGGGAACAACUUUCAGUGAAUUUUCUUGAUGGGGCUGUAGCGGAUUUAACGUGAUACAGCGAUACAUUAUUCAAAAAUAUCUACAAAUCGAACCUAAAUAUUAUCGAUCUGUGCAAUAGGUCCAUUCCGAGCUUGACCGCGAGGAGCUAACCGCGGUGCGCAGAAAGCAGAAGGAGUCCCGGCGCAAGCGCAUGGAGGGCGAACUUCGAGAGGGCACGAAGACAGUGGGCGACUUAGCGAAGCGACAAACCGCACUUGCAAAGCAGAACAAGGUUGCAAAGGAAAAGAAGCAGCUCAAGGGCGUGCCGAAAGAGCGAAAGAAGAAACUCAAAAACACAGAACUAUUGCAAAUGGCCGCUGACAAGGCAGGAACGCAAGUGAGCAGAAAAGCAGAAAUGAAGAAGUGGAGAAAGGAACAAGCGGGGGCAGCGCAGGGGAAAGAGAAGGGGAAGUUUUAGAACAUACGACCGUUGGGUAUAACCUAAGGUUCGGAGAAACCUGACAACUCAGGUUCGUUCACGUUUAUCUAGUACCCAUCUCAUGCUCAGAAGAAACAUCUUUGUUACCCACGAUAUCAAUAUGCUCACAUCUGAUUUGUUUUUCAUUCUUCGGAAAACGACAUAUUUUUACACAUACUGCUGGUACUCCCA
This is a messenger RNA of Amoebophrya sp. A25, 3935 nucleotides long. Lineage: Eukaryota; Dinophyceae; Syndiniales; Amoebophryaceae. The record is from the annotation of a GenBank genome assembly.